This is a messenger RNA of Diaporthe citri, 1995 nucleotides long. RefSeq lists its product as uncharacterized. Gene Ontology annotation, biological process: regulation of transcription by RNA polymerase II. Gene Ontology annotation, molecular function: DNA-binding transcription factor activity, RNA polymerase II-specific; RNA polymerase II cis-regulatory region sequence-specific DNA binding. The record is from RefSeq and is a predicted model, not a curated record. Gene Ontology annotation, cellular component: nucleus. NCBI's taxonomy places the organism in Eukaryota, Fungi, Ascomycota, Sordariomycetes, Diaporthales, Diaporthaceae. Bases 1 to 1995 code for a protein of 664 amino acids. The transcript is spliced from 3 exons.
AUGGCUCAAGACGCUGGACGCCUGGAUGGCCUCCCGCCAGUCGCCUCCCCCGAUGCCUCUGGACCAUACUCACCGUGUAGCAACGUCCACCUGAAACAUGAGUAUUCCCUCUGCACGACACAAGCAUCUCUUGAAGCUAUCACAGACAUCAACCCGAGCCUUAACGGUCCCUACUCGCCUGCUACUGUCCCGCCCCAAGCUCAUGAGACACGCCGCUCGGCAGCCGCCACGACCUCGUCUCAUGAUCAUAGUGACGGAACAGACAGACCUGAGCGCGGCGGCUCAUCUCCGACACCACAGCACCCUGGCCUGGGUCUGCAUUCUCAGUAUGAAGAAUACAGCCCGGAGGAUCUCCCGCAACGCAUGCGAGAUUUCCAGGAGAGCCACUCGACCGACUUCGACGGCUACAGCCCUGACACAGUCUCUAAGCCCCCGGCUGAAAGCGUUUUGACUUCUCGGUCAAGUCUCGCCUACAGUGUCAACAACCGCAUCGAUGGGCUGCCCUUGUGUGAUUUGGGUGUACAGACUCAGCCCGGGGAGGAAUGGGCGGCCUGGGAGCCUUGCGCCCCUCCUCAGGAAGGCACCUACCAGCAGUCACUCCACCCCGCAGGUCACUUUGGUCUCGCAUCGUCCGCGGAAGGAGCACAGACUACCUCCUUCCCCUACACUGCAGCGGCGAGCGGGCCAGGACGACCCUACCAGAACAUCCGAGGAGACGACAUUUCCUUUCCACCAACUCCAACUCAUGGAACCUACAGCAGCACUCUGGCCAUGGGAAGCGACGCCAUCUGUAUCCGUCGGGAGGACACUGCGCCCCUUUCCGACCCUGACAUCGACAUGGACGCCGACAUGGUCUACAACCCCAGCCUCUACGAUGCUGAGGAUGUUAUUGGGUCAAGGUCAUCGACUGAGCCUGUGGGAGGUAAGAACGACGAGCCGUACGCCCAGCUCAUCUACAGGGCGUUCAUGUCGCGGCCCAACAAGUCAAUGACGCUGCAGGAGAUCUACCAGUGGUUCAGGGAGAACACAGACAAGGCGAAGAGUACGGGCAAGGGCUGGCAAAACUCCAUCAGGCACAACCUUUCAAUGAAUGGGGCAUUUACCAAGCGGUGCUCAAACCAGCCAGCCCUGAACAGCGAUGGGAGCCUGUCCCUGGACGCCUCGGCCGUGGAUGGAAGGAAGUCGACUGAAUGGUAUCUCGAGCCCAAGUACUAUGGUGGCGUGGAGAGCACGACGAGGUACCGCAAGGGCAACAGCAAGGGUGCUGUCCGGGCCCACCACAGGGGUGAUCGAGCGGUUCAUGGGAACGUCAAAGCCGUGUCAGGCAGAAAAGGUGGUUACCAAGCCGCCCACAACAGGAAGAGAACGAAAGCUGAACAGCAACAAGAAGCAGCUCGCCAGCGAAACCAACGUCUGCAGCAAUGCGGGCCUCACUUCUACCCAGAUGAGGAUGGCCGCUACUACCCUGAAUACCCCCGCCAGUUGCCUCCGAACACGUCCUCUCCCUACCAGAUCCAGGCUUCACCGGGCCUGAAAAGACACGCCGGGAUGCCUCCCAGCCGACAAACCCACCUGAACAUUAACUACUUCCAGUCCGAAUUCGUGGAAAAUGCUCACGGCACGCAUGAGAAAGGGCUAUCGAGCGAUGUCGAUCCCGCCGCCGAGCCAACGACGCCCCCGGGCUCGGAGCACGAGCCGCAGGUUGACGACCUCUCAUACGGCAAUAAGUACCACCACCCUUACCUGCCCGGGUUCUUCGCCAAUACCGACGGCAGCUACCAUCACCCGGCGGCGGUGGCGGCGGCGGCAUUGUCACCCCCGGUCUACCCGCAGCAGUCGGGUUACACGCUCCACCAGGUGGAGGGAAUCUUCGAGGCCCCCGCGGGGAUCGAAACUCCUCUCUUUCUCAGCGGCAGCAGUCUGACUGGCGAGGAGGCCGCGGCCUUGAUGGCAGCAAACCCCCCUUGGGCGAACGCGGGGCCAUACUGCGGAUGA